This is a messenger RNA of Symbiodinium sp. CCMP2456, 636 nucleotides long. NCBI's taxonomy places the organism in Eukaryota, Dinophyceae, Suessiales, Symbiodiniaceae. The record is from the annotation of a GenBank genome assembly.
AUGAGAAGCUGCUGUGAUGUCUUCAGGGGUCGCAAAGAAACGCUGGACCACUCAGGGAAGUUCGGUCUCGGGACGGAAGAUGAGGCAGCCUCUUCGCUGUGGAAGGAGGCGGAUUCCGUUGUACAGGCUGUGACGGACGAGGUGGUUGACAUUUCGUGGAAGCUGCAGAAGGCGCUUGGGGCAAAGCCUUCCAUGGCGAGUCAACUUCUUAGCCGCGUGGUGAGGCGCAUGGGAGACGACGAUGGAAUGAACAUCACUCUCCGCCGCGUCCUCGACGAUGACCAUAGCACCUCCCAGGAUGAGGGUCCGUUUGUCAACUACGAGCCGGCGCGGCUCCUGCUCUCCGAGACGCUGCAGCAGCUGCACCUUCAGGUGCAGGAUGAGCGCGGACGUGACGUCGAGAAGGAAAUGGACCUGGCGGAGGAUGUGCGAGCCUUCCUGGCGGGCUCCCUGUAUCCGCAAGGCGACGACGAGCCGGAGACGGAUACACUGAUGACAGUUGUGACCAACUACGAGGAGGCCGUGGUGGUGGGGUUUGAAAACCCAAAGAUGCGCGACGAGGUACUCUUCGGGCUGCUGGUGCUCCUCGAGGCCGCACUGCAGCGCGCAGUCGUCAUCGAGGAGCUCCCUCACUGA